CGGCAUCGGUGGCGUAAACAGUGCCGCCAUUGGCAGUAAUAUCGGCGACAAUGACUAUGGUUUAGGUGGUAGUGAUGUCGACGGCGCGGAUGAUGCUGACGACGACGACAAUGCAAUGGCAAUGACCAUUGUAAUGGCCAGUAUACUGGCACUGGCCAUACUGUGCACAGUUAUCGGCAAUCUGUUUGUCAUAGCGGCCAUACUAUUGGAAAGGCAUUUGCGGGCAGUCGGCAAUUAUCUAGUAUUUUCGCUGGCCGUAGCCGACCUAAUGGUUGCCUGUCUGGUCAUGCCGUUGGGUGCCGUCUAUGUUGUCAGUGGCCAGUGGUCGCUGGGACCCGAUCUGUGCGACGUCUGGACCAUAGUGGACGUCCUAUGCUGUACGGCCAGUAUAUUGCAUUUGUUGGCCAUUGCAAUGGAUCGGUUUUGGGCCGUAACCAAUGUCGACUACAUACACAAUCGUAACAGUCGACGUAUAGGUACAAUGAUAUUCAUUAUAUGGGCCGUAGCUAUGGUCGUAUCGCUGGCACCGGUACUCGGCUGGAAAGAUCCUGAUUUCCUGAAACGUAUUGAAGUCGAUCGUAUAUGUCUACUAUCACAGGAUAUUGCCUAUCAAAUGUUUGCCACGUGCUCAACAUUUUACGUACCACUGGCCCUGAUAUUGAUACUCUAUUGGCGUAUAUUUCAGGUCGCCCGUAAACGUAUACGCCGUAAGCCGGGCAACAAAGUAGUACUGGCUUUGCGUAAGGCCUCGGGAUCUACGCGCAGCCUAACCGUGCCUUCAACUACAACAGUCAAUGAAAUGACUACCAAUUUUUCAAGCGAAGUGUCCACAUCUGCUACCGCCAGCGGCACCAGUGAUAAAAUAGAUAGUAUGCUAUUGCCUAACCAUAAUAAUAAAAAACAACAACAACGGCCACACCAUCAGCAGCAGCGGGAGUCCAUUGAAGCCAAACGUGAACGAAAAGCGGCCAAAACAUUGGCCAUUAUUACCGGCCUAUUUGUUAUAUGUUGGCUACCGUUUUUCAUUGUCGCCCUAUUGAUGCCAUUAUGCGAGUCGUGUCGUGAAAAUAUACCGCUACUGGUGCUCAACAUAUUUCAAUGGUUGGGUUAUAUCAAUAGCGGUAUUAAUCCUAUUAUUUACACAAUAUUUAGUCCCGACUUUCGGACGGCAUUCAAGAAAAUGCUAUUAGGAAAGCGUGCCAUCAAUAUAAGUAAUAUUAAUAAUACUAAGGCCAAGUCACCGGUUAGGGUAUGA
Messenger RNA from Oppia nitens, 1255 nucleotides. RefSeq names its product 5-hydroxytryptamine receptor 2A-like (gene 5-HT1B). The transcript has 6 exons. Gene Ontology annotation, biological process: adenylate cyclase-activating adrenergic receptor signaling pathway. The coding region runs from base 116 to 1255 and encodes 379 amino acids. Gene Ontology annotation, molecular function: G protein-coupled receptor activity. The record is from RefSeq and is a predicted model, not a curated record. Lineage: Eukaryota; Metazoa; Arthropoda; Arachnida; Sarcoptiformes; Oppiidae. Gene Ontology annotation, cellular component: membrane.